Molecule: messenger RNA, 5274 nt
Organism: Tetrahymena thermophila SB210
Lineage: Eukaryota; Ciliophora; Oligohymenophorea; Hymenostomatida; Tetrahymenidae
Exons: 3
Source: RefSeq, a predicted model, not a curated record
AUGUCAUAAAGCAUAGGAUAAUAGCAUACUUAAUAUCAAUAUUAGUAGUAGCAAAUGGCUUUGAUAACUAACAAAAAGCAAAUAAAAUAAAUUAUUCCUUAAACUUAGCAAAAUUCAAAAGAAAAAGGAAAGACUGCCAAGUCUACGCAAAACAAUUACAACAGACUUUAUACAGAAAAUAGUUAGGGAUCAAUAUCUUAAAGGCAAAUAUUUAUAAAUUAAUGUUAAAGGACUAGUUCAAAUUGCCUUUUUUGUAAUAAGUGCAAGAAGCCUUCCUAGUUUAGUCUGAUGAUAUCAACUGCUCUUUAUUCCAAAUAUAGUGCAUCUUAAAAUUACUAUUUUACAAAGGAUAUAAAUGAUAUUUUAGCAAACUAGCGUACAUCUGCUGUGAUUUAGUUAAAAGACAUACAAACAUACGAUGAAAUUGAAGAGUAUCUCAACAGAUUUUACUUUUUACAUGAGUACGAUAAUAAGAUUAAGAGAUUGACUGAAUACUAUAAAUUUCAUAGAGACAUUGCUCGUUUAUUUAUGGUCCCCACCACUAAUAUCCUAAAUAAGUUCCAUGACAAAAAGAGGAGAAUUUAUUACAUUUAAAUUACUCGUAUGUUAAAAGAAAAAGAGGAAAAAGAAGGUAAAAAAGAUAAUUAAGAUGAGUAGGCAGUAGCUCUAAAAGCAGAGUAAAAAAGCAAAAAAGAAGAUGUAAACAAGGAUAAUAAAAAUAAAAAAGAUGAAAAAGAUUUAAACAUUGAAGAUAAAAACAAUAGAUCAGAUCUAUGUAAAACUUUAAAUGAUAACGAACGGUUCCUAGCGCCACUUGAUGAUUUAGAUGAGUAAACCAAAUCAGUUUAAAGUAAUACACUCUAAGAUUUGAAUCAUAAAUUAAAUGAUAUAUUAAUAAAUUCAACAAAAAGUAUGUAGAGUUAUUUUUUUGAUUAGGAUGUUUCUUAAAGUAUUGGAAAUCUAAGCAAUUUUUUGAACCACCUAAAAACAUAAAAUAAUUAAUAAGGUCUUCUGUAAGCACCAUUAGCUUCUUAGAGAUAAUCAGAAAAUAUUUUGAAUAAUCAAAUCCUAACAGAAACAGUCAGCAAUGAAUUUAUUGGUUUUAACUCUUAAUAGUUUUAAAAUAUAAUUUAGAAACAAGGUUAGUAAAAUCACUAGCCGUUGCUUAUUAAUCACUAAAUACUUCAAAAUAAUAAUUUAGAGUUAAAAAAUGGAUAAAAUUUGGUUAAAAACAGCUAGAACGUUAAAAAUUUCUUGAAAAAAGACUCAUUUUCUAAAAAAUCUUAAAAUGAUUUGAAGCAAUAAAUUCUUUAAAAUGGUUAGAAUUUUUAAUAAGGAGUUUUAAAUAACAAACUUUAAUCUGAAAAUAGCAUAGCCCAGUAAAUAUCUUUAAAUAAUUCUCCACCUCAUAGCUAAAGGACUAUAUAGGAGUCUCUUAAAAAUAAUAAUAUAGGCUUGAAAACAGAGAGAGAAUCUUACAACCUAAGUAAAGAUGAAAUGGCUCAAAAUCAGAUAUCAAAACUCAAUUAAGAUAUGAUAAAUUUAGUAAAUUUUAAGCCUUAGAUUGAGCAACUAUAAUAACAAUAGAAUCUUAAUAAUAGAGGUAAAACUGAGCAGGCAAAAGAUUUGCAAAAAGGAAUAGCUGCUAUAUCUAGUCAACCAUCAUAAUACUUAAGCUCUAUUUAAACUUAAAAUCCUUCUUAGCACCAAUCAUUAAAUGAAAAACAUGGAUCAAAUCUAAAAUAGCAAAGUCUUAAUAGUGUAGGAUACAACAAAUAUUAAGUUGAUGGGUAAAUAAGCAGCAUAACAGGAUUUUCCGCAAAUAACACAUUAAAUGUAGCUAGAAAUUCAGAAAAAAAUAGUGCAAAUUAAUCCACAAAAGACGCAAAAAACUACGAAUAUCCUUUUAGUAAUUAAUUUUCAGAAUUUACAACAGGUAAAUAAUCAAUUACACAAUCAGUUGAAAGGAAUAGUUUGAAUUCCCUUCAGUAGAGCAUAAAUGGAUUAGGAAAAUAGUUGAAUACCGAAGGAUAAAUAGUGUCUUCAUUACCAACUGAGCAAAUUAAAAAUGGUUUAUAAAGUAAAUUGAUGAGUAAUACAAGCUCUAAAUACCAAAGCUAGUCAAAUAAAGAAUAGAAAUCAUCAUAAAAUAUACAAAUAUAAAAUACAAGCUAGAAUUAGAAAGUUAUAAUAUCAUAGCAAAACUCCAUGAAUUAAGAUUAAUUGGCAAGUAAAAAGAGCUUUAAUACAUAGUCUUCAGAUCAGCUUGCCCCAAAAAAAUUGAAUAGCAAUAGCGGAUUGAUUAUACCUUAAAUACCUCUCCCUUCAGGAUAAUAAGCUUCUUCUAUGAUCAUAGGCCAACAAUAAAACUAAUAAACCCUUUCGUAGUAGCUUAGUUAGCAAUUCUAAUAAUAAUUUUCUUAGUAAUUAUAGAACUACUAAAGAUCUCAAGUUUAAGAACUUUAAUAAUUUAGUGCAUCAUAAAGACAACUUUCAUAAUAAAGUAAAAGUGAAUUAAAAAAUGAGGAGACUUUAAAACCUCCUAACACAGACAGAUCUUAAUACAAUAAAAAAAGUAAUCAAUAAACUCUUUCUUAGAAGACUUUAUCAGCGAGAGAUAAAGAUAUUUCUAGCAAAGUUGUGAAUAAAGGAACUAUAGAUCUCAACUAAUAAAAAUAAAAAGCUUUUGAAGCAAUAAAUACAAGAAGAGAAAAUUAAUUUGAUAUUUAAGUGACUCUUCAACGUAAUAACUUAGAUAGCAAUAUAUACAAUGAAUAAAAUAUUUAAAUAAACUAGCCAUAGUUAAAAUACAACUAAGUGCAGAUAUAAAACUAUAUAGCAAACAAUUAACAAAAUAAUCCAAAAUAGAUGGAAGCUUAGCAAUUUGGAAAUAUCUAAAGCCUUAUUUAAGGAGCAGCUAUAAAAAAUUCAUCUGAAAACCUAAAAAUAUAUUAAAAUAAUGGUCCUGGUGAAUAAAUUUAACAAUACCAAUAGAUAAAUGGACAUGGAAGAACAUAAACUAUGGAAACAUAUAGAGAAGCAAACCUUAUGACAUCUGAUUUGUAAAGUUAUUCUCAAUCUUAACAAGCAUCAAGAAAUCAAAGUAAAACUAAAUAAAACAUACCACUUUAAUAAUCGAAUCUUAAUUAGCACCAAAAUCCGGGUUCAUAAUCAACCUAGCUCACUAACGUUUAAAGUAGAUAAACAAGCCAAUAAAAAUCUUAACACUCUAUUAACUCUUAAUAGUUAAGUUAAUAGGUCAUUUAAAAUUAAAUUUAAUUAUAAAAUUCAUAAAUUUAAAUUAAAAACCAAUAAAUUUCAAAUGAAAACUUAAAUAUUUAUGUAAAAUACCCAAAUUUAAAUGAGUUCGAGCAAGCUUCGAACCCUCUUAUUGCCUCUUAAAUAAAAUAGUAAACAGUUAUUAAUGAUUCAAAUGUUAAAUAAACAGAAAAUUAAUAAUAUAUUCCCUCAUCAAAUGAUCUAUCUUAAUCUCAUUAAGGCUAAGUUUUCCUUAGAAAAUCACUCUCAAAUUAUAAAUUUGAAAACUUAGGAGAGUUAAAGUAGAUUUACAAAGAAGUUCAAAAGAGGACAGCUGCAAUGUUUUAAAAGCAUAAGGAUUCACUUAAAAACGCAUAAACAACUGCUACUAACUCUAGUAUGCAAGACACACAAUAACUUAAGCAAAACAGCCAAAGGUUAAAUUAUUAUGCUAAGGGCGAAGCAACUUAAAGAGGAAGCUAGACUUAAAGAGGACAGUAAAAUAGCACUGAUUAGUCACAAUCAAAAGAGAUUUCUCCAAGAAUAUAAAGAAUAUAAAAAACAGAAUUAACUUAUUAAAAUAACAGUUUAAUAAAAUAAAAUUCUGAUAGAGAGUAAAAUUAGAGAAGAGUAAGCUCUUAAAUCAAGAAUUCAAAUAUUGGAAAUAACUCCAACUCGCUUUAAAAUCAAUCAAAUCUCAAUAAUAAAUAAUAGCAAGGAAGUCUACUAAACGUUGGUGCAUCACAACUUCUUUUAACUGCUUAAUAGCUUACUUAAAAUAACAGAGAUCAAAAUUUAACUGCUGCAUAAAAGAAAUUGUAAUACAAGUAGCAAGCCAGUAAAAUUGGUUCUGAAUAAAAUAAUAGAAUGAUCCACUCAAAUCCUAAUGUAGAUUUUAAUAAGACCUCUUACAUAUCCUCCUAUAAUAAUAGCGCAAAUAAUACUAAUAUUUAUGUUCAGGGAUAGUAAAACGGAAUUCAAAGCUAGUAAGGCAGUGGAUACUCUACAAUAAUCAACAACUUUGGUUCUAACUCUCAAUUAAAUGCUAAUUCACAGAUUCAAAGUGUUGCAAACUCACAUCAAAAUUCAUCUAAGAAAAUUUUAGACAAAAUAAAACACACUAGAAUAAAUUCAAUGAACGCUGCUCCUACUCUCCACAAUUCAUAAAAUCCAUCAAUCUUAGCCAGCACUUCUACUUUUAAAUCGCAUAUACCUGCUCCUUAGUCUUACAGACAACAAACUUAAGAAAUACAGAAACAACCAUCUUCUAUGCAGUAGUAAGGCUAGAGUUAAAAUUAUACUUAAUUUAUGGUUUCAACUCAAAACAGCUCUAAUAAAAAGACUGUACAUCAUAAGUAUACUAAAAGUGAAGCUGAUUCAUUGACUUAAUCAACAUAACCUCAUAAUCUAUCUCAGAACCUUGUUUCAUAAACAAACCUGGGAUUUAGCUAACUUGCUAAUAGUAAUAUUGGCAAUAAAUAAACAAUCAUAAAAUAAGCUUCGUCUCUUUAAAAUAGCUAAUCAUAGUAGCAUCUUCAUGGUUAAUCAAACAUUAGUUAAAUAUUAGCUGCCUAAAACUAAUAACUUUAAAGUCUACCCUCAACAAAUUAAUUAACUUAGUAAACAGCUCCAGAGACAAAAAGAAUUAUGUCAUCAGUCUAAUAAACAAAUUAAAAUUCUUAGUCUCCAUAAAGAAACCAAUACAACUCUGCAGGAAAAAAAAAUUAAUAAUAAUAUUUUACUUACUCAAAUAAUAAUAUAAUAAACAUUUUUGUUAACAAUCACCAAGAAAAUAUGAAGGCAGCACAGGCUGGAAAUGCAAUAAGUAACUAAACUCAUAACCUACAUUAAAAUAUAAAUUCUAUAAUUAACACCCAGAUGAAUAUAAAUAAAAUUUAGCAAUAGUAAUCUUUUUCUUAAAAGUCUCAAAAUAGUCCACUGAAAAAAUCAAUAACCAAUUAAGGAAAAUUGUCUGCCAGACAAUCAGAGAAUUUCAGUAACAUAAAGAAUUUAUGA